Meira miltonrushii is the source of this 2074-nucleotide messenger RNA. Its product is annotated as MFS general substrate transporter. Gene Ontology annotation, molecular function: secondary active monocarboxylate transmembrane transporter activity. Bases 394 to 1962 code for a protein of 522 amino acids. NCBI's taxonomy places the organism in Eukaryota, Fungi, Basidiomycota, Exobasidiomycetes, Exobasidiales, Brachybasidiaceae. The record is from RefSeq and is a predicted model, not a curated record. Gene Ontology annotation, cellular component: plasma membrane. Gene Ontology annotation, biological process: plasma membrane lactate transport. The transcript has a single exon.
GCCUUCAAUUUGCACCAAUGAACUUUUAAUGGGUUACAACACUCCUGAUUUACUCUAACAGGGUGUGCAUGACACGACGCCUCAUUUAUUUAGGCAGCAAGAUUCAGGGUACACCAUCAGUUACACAAAGCAGGUACCUAUACAAACAGGCACUCAUUUCUUUUCCUCUCUUUUUUGUUUUGUUGGGUCAUCUAUAAAAGACCUACUUCGCUUCUUCAUCUUCUUUCUUCUUUCCUGUACCCCACCUUGCAACCCCGCAAUAGGUAGCAAUCACCCUUGCCAUCCACUAUACCCACACAAGUCCGAGAACAGCACAACACAGCAUCGUCACGCAAUUGCCAGUAGAUUGCGCAUCUCUUGUUUCUCUACUCUUCUCCAUCAUCAUCACUCACAAUGAAGGAUCUCACGAAUGGAUUGUUCAAAUUGCCCUCUAAGGAGGAGCGAAGGAUCGCACGAGCGGGUGCUCCCAUCAACCCGAUCAAAUUGAUCGCAAUGCUCACACCCAUGCAAGGCUUAAUGUUUUUCAGCGGAUGGCUUGCUUGGGUCAUGGAUGCUUGGGAUUUCUUCUCUGUUUCUCUUUCCGUCACAAGCUUGGUCAAACAAUUUGACAAACCUGAUCCAACCUCCGUCACAACCGCCAUCACUCUUACUCUUCUUUUCCGUCCUUUGGGUGCAAUUAUCUUUGGAUUGGCCUCUGAUCGAUACGGUAGAAAGUGGCCUUUGGUUAUCAACUUGAUCAUUAUUGCCGUUCUGUCCCUGGGAACUGGUUUUGUUCAAACCUUUGCUCAAUUCUUGGCGGUGCGCUCAUUAUUUGGAAUUGGCAUGGGUGGGAUUUGGGGUAUGGCAGCCUCAACAGCAUUGGAAUCCAUGCCUGCUGCACCUCGUGGUCUUUUCUCAGGUGUUUUGCAACAAGGCUACCCCGUCGGUUACCUUUUCGCCGCUUCUGCCAACUUGAAAUGGGUCGCACCCGCUAAUAAUUGGCGUUAUUUGUUCUAUCUCGGUGCAGGUCUUUCAUUGUUUGCCGCUCUCGUUCGUGUUUCUCUUCCUGAAUCAGAAGUCUUCAGAAAAGUUCAAGAAGAAAGGAAAGCAAGCGGAACUCAAUCCAACAAAGGAAAGGAAUUCAUGCGUCAAACAUGGGAAAUGCUCAAACACAAUUGGCCAAGAGUGAUCUACGGUAUCCUUUUAAUGACAGGUUUCAACUUCUUCUCUCAUUCUUCGCAAGAUUUAUACCCUACUAUGAUUGAAAAAGAUAGUCUUGCUUACUUGCCAGAUCCAGAAGCUAAGCUUUUGGCCAGCAAAGCAACCAUUAUUGGUAACUGUGGUGCUAUCGCAGGUGGUUUCGUUGCAGGUUAUCUAUCCCAAUACUUUGGUCGUCGUUUGACAAUCAUUGCAUUCACAUUGUUAGCAGCCGCUAUGAUUCCCGCUUGGAUUUUGCCAAAGUCAUUCUCUGGUUUAGCAGCAGGCGCUUUCUUCUUGCAAUUCGGUGUUCAAGGUGCAUGGGGUGUAAUUCCAAUUUAUUUGAACGAAAUUUCACCUCCAGCUUUCCGUGCAACAUUCCCAGGUGUUGCUUAUCAAGUGGGAAAUAUGGUUUCUGCAGCAAGUGCACAAAUCGAAUCAACAGGUGGUGUUCAUAAUCAAAAACCAAAUCCACGUUACACACCUGGUUCAACAACUCAAAAGCCAACAAUCAACAAUUACGCCUUGGUUUCUGCAAUUUUAUUAGGUGUCGUUUGUGCUUACAUUAUUAUUGUCGUUCUAUUUGGUGAAGAAUAUCGUGGUGCUCAUUUCGAAAAUGCACCCGUUGCAACCGAAGCACAUGCAGGUGAAAUUGAUCCUGAAGAGCUCGUCCAACAUUCUCGUCGUGGAAGUCAUGCAGGCGGUGAAGAUUCGAUCGAACAUGUUGGAGAUAUGGCAAGAACUGAUGAAAAAUCAGAUGAUGCUUCCAAUGAAGAGAAGCGUUAAAGCAGGUAAACGGUCUUGCUUUCAUUUUAUAUCAUUUUUAUCCUCUGUGUAACCUUUUUUCGUUUUUGGCUCUCGUUUACGAUGUACAUCUUACUCUUAUUGUUAUGAUCAU